Molecule: messenger RNA, 831 nt
Organism: Miscanthus lutarioriparius
Lineage: Eukaryota; Viridiplantae; Streptophyta; Magnoliopsida; Poales; Poaceae
Source: the annotation of a GenBank genome assembly
AUGCCACUCGUCGGCUGUCCCCGCCGCGGCCCGCCGCUUUGGCUCGCCUGCCGCCACCGCCGCAGCUUGUAUCGGGCCCGAGCCGUCGCGCCCAAAUGCGAGGCCUCCACCUCUCCUCCGCUCCUGACCCGGAGGGUGUCCGCUGCCUCGCUGCUUCUCGCUGUCCUCCCCAUCCCCGCGUCGUCGCCGCUACUUCCCGUCGCCUCCGCGUCGGAGGCGGAGGCGGCGGAAGGAGAAAGUGGUAUUUCUGAGGGGCUAGAAUUGGAGCGGUACACCGACCAGGAGCUGGGCUUCACUCUCGUCAAGCCGACCUCCUGGCCCAAGGUAAAGGAUCAAUUUGAACCUGGACGACGUCAAUACUGCGUGACAACGUGGAGAAGGCGGGCGCGACCGGCGCUGUUUCAGCAGGAGGGAAAAGGGAGUAACAAUAUUGGGGUUGUCGUCAACCCCGUUCGGCUCAAUUCGCUGACGGAGUUCGGGACGCCGCAGUUCGUCGCGGACAGACUUCUGCAAGCAGAGAAGAAAAAGGUAGAAAUGCCUGAACAAUGUUUUCUUGGCAUUGCAAGUAUUCUGGAGGUUCUCAUGGAUACCUGUAUUCUAUGUACAAUUGUGGGAGAGAGAUCAGGUCAUGGUGGCCUGACAGUGUAUGAAAUCGAGUACACACUGGACAGCACUAGGGGAGGGAUGAAACGGAUCUUCUUGGGUGCAUUUGUUGCUUCAAGGAAGCUAUAUCUGCUCAACAUAGCCUAUUCAGACACCCAGGAGAAGCCCUUGGACAGCGAGACAAGAAUUGUUCUGGAAAAAGCUCUACAUUCUUUUGAUUCUGUAUAG